AUGGCUUUCAAGCUCGCCGCUCUUCUCUUUGCCUCCGCUGCCAUGGCCGCCAAGAUGGGCGACUCUGGUACCCUGUCUUCACUGGACGCUGGACUCGGCGGUACAGUUGAGGUCGUCAGCGACACUGAACUCAAGAUCACCGACUACGAACUCAAAGACGCAUCCGCACCUGCUCUCUACUGGUGGGGAUCCAAGACUGAAGAUCUCUCAUCCGGCUUCCGUAUCAACAAAGAGCGCAUCAGCGACACCUCUUCGAAGAUGGACAUCAUGGUCAAACUUGAUGCUGGCCAUACUGCAAAAGACUUCUCUUACGUUGGUCUGUGGUGUGAGAAGUUUGACGCCAACUUUGGACAGGCAAGAUUGACAUCUGAUGGCGGCUCUAUGAAUUCGACUGACGAGAUGGAUACAAAGAAAGAUGACAUGAAGAAGGAUGAGAUGAAUGGCGCGUCGGGUUGUCCCACUGGUCAACCUGCCAUGGUUUUGGCUAUCCUGAGUCUGCUUGCUUUCUCUGCCUACUUUGCUUGA
This is a messenger RNA of Fusarium proliferatum ET1, 525 nucleotides long. RefSeq lists its product as uncharacterized. Bases 1 to 525 code for a protein of 174 amino acids. NCBI's taxonomy places the organism in Eukaryota, Fungi, Ascomycota, Sordariomycetes, Hypocreales, Nectriaceae. The record is from RefSeq and is a predicted model, not a curated record. The transcript has a single exon.